AUGAAGUCCUUCAAAGCUCUAGUGCUUUGCGCCAGUGCGCUGGUACUUGUUGGUCCGCACAAGGCUCGAUCGCUUCCGCUUGGCAAAGCUUUCAAGAAGCUGUGCUGCUCAAACGAAAGAGCCGGAGCAUCUGACAGCUCGGACUCCGAUGUCUUCGUUCCUCUCAAUAUCCCAGCAAGCCGUUAUAAGCCAUUCAACAAGCACAUGGAUGAAUACGCGGACCCGGUAAAAGAUGAAGAUCACCACUAUGGGGGCCUCAGAGAUCCAUUUCACCCGAAUGAUCCUACCAUUAUCCCGCCCAACGCGUGGGAGAAUACCGGUUUUGCCCACGAGUCUUUGUGGGAAGGUACUUCGCACCAGACGAAGAAGAGGGCUUUCUGGGCCUUUCCGGGCACCAGAUGGCAAGUGAUGCCAGAUGGCGAGCUGCACCAACUGGAGGGCGAAGGCGUCCCAAAGCGGGUCCAAGCGAAGCUGAGCGAUCACAAAUUUGACGCCAUUCACAAAGGAGAGGUGGUAGGUAGGUUCGAGUUGCCCUUUGAUCCAUCUGGUGGGCAGGCUUCGCUCAAAAAAGGGGUCUACGAUAUCGAACGCGAGCCAGUGCACGGGCGAGGCUCUGUGCUGAGACCGAAUUGGGAACAGGCCUUGAGGACAAUGAACGAAAUGCGUGUCAAGCAGAGGAUUGCGCAGGCAAAGGCCCAAGCAGAGGCGAAGCCCGCCCCGGAACCCGUUGCGGCACCGGCAGAGCACAUGACGGGAAAGCAAGGAGCCGCAACGAUGCCAGUAGCAGCGGAACAAGGACCAGCAAAGACCCCAGAUCAGGAGGAGCACCCGUGAACAACCACGUCGUCGGAUCUCUCUCGUGGCUCGACAUCUAGAUCAGACUCCUGCUGGCGGGUGGAGGCAGGUG
This is a messenger RNA of Ceraceosorus guamensis, 907 nucleotides long. RefSeq lists its product as hypothetical. Lineage: Eukaryota; Fungi; Basidiomycota; Exobasidiomycetes; Ceraceosorales; Ceraceosoraceae. The coding region runs from base 1 to 834 and encodes 277 amino acids. The transcript has 2 exons. The record is from RefSeq and is a predicted model, not a curated record.